AUGCAGAUCACACACCACAGGACUUCAAGCAUAGAACCGACAUCAGCCCACCUCGAGCUCGGCGGAAAACAAUACAUCGCCGACAGAGACGUGAGGGCUUUACUGGAUAAUCACAUCCCCGCACGCGCACAGGUGUUCCCACCUGCAUCCAAUAUGGAAUAUAUGGAGUGGGAUGAAAGACUGGCUAAAUCUGCAGAGUCCUGGUCCCCUCAGUGCAUAUGGGACCAUGGUCCACCUCAUGUUAUGCGGCACGCUGGGCAGAAUAUAUCCAUCAUUUUGGGCAGAUACAUGUCUAUCAUUGAGCUGGUAAGAGCUUGGUAUGAUGAGAGACACUCUUUCUCCUACCCCAGUAGAUGCACUAGCUCUGUCUGUUUACACUACACUCAGAUGGUGUGGGCCACCAGCGGUAAGAUUGGCUGUGCUUUCACCAGGUGUUUAAAAAUGUAUGUGUUCGGGAGCACAUGGAAACAGUUCACCCUACUGGUUUGCAACUAUUCUGUAAAGGGAAACUGGGUUGGAGAGGCUCCGUAUAAGGCAUGA
Triplophysa dalaica is the source of this 540-nucleotide messenger RNA. It is a transcript of the gene r3hdml, whose product is annotated as R3H domain containing-like. Lineage: Eukaryota; Metazoa; Chordata; Actinopteri; Cypriniformes; Nemacheilidae. Bases 1 to 540 code for a protein of 179 amino acids. The transcript is spliced from 6 exons. The record is from RefSeq and is a predicted model, not a curated record.